AUACGCCAUCAGUCUAGUGCUGUCCGGUUGGAUCGCUGCCAGAAUGUGUGUUGAUUAAAGCGAAAAUUUCUCCUUUCCACUAACGCCAGCUUCCAAAAAUGAAGUUUGCCGAGCAUCUGUCGGCCCAUAUCACGCCGGAAUGGCGGAAGCAGUAUAUUAUGUACGAGGAAAUGAAAGCCCAAUUGUAUGCGGCGGUAGAACAAUCACCGUCGGCAGAGCUGGUCGAUCCGGAGAUGCUGACGAGAUACUUUGCCAAAUUUGAUGAACAGUUUUUUCAUUUCUGCGACAGUGAGUUGGCAAAAAUCAACACUUUUUAUUCGGAAAAACUCGCCGAAGCGACUAGAAAGUUUGCCAACCUCCGGUCUGAGCUGAGUGAAACGCUCGAGCUCGAGGAAAGCACCAAGAAGAAAAAGGACAAUCUCCACCGGGUCAAGAAAAAUCUGCUGCGAAAAAAGAAUGUGUCCGUUCGCAAGAUUCAAGAGCUAAAACUGGCCUUCAGUGAAUUUUAUCUAAGUCUCAUUUUGCUCCAGAACUACCAGAACCUAAACUUCACCGGCUUUCGAAAGAUACUGAAAAAGCACGAUAAGCUGCUGAAUGUAGAUUUUGGAGCGAGAUGGCGUGCGGAAAAUGUGGAAUCGGCACACUUUUAUGUCAACAAAGAUAUCGACCGAUUGAUUCACGAAACCGAAAGCAUUGUCACCAAUGAAAUCGAAGGAGGUGACCGGCAGCGAGCAAUGAAGCGCCUAAGAGUACCUCCAUUGGGCGAACAGCAGAGUCCUUGGACGACGUUUAAGGUUGGACUGUUUUCCGGUUCAUUGGUGGUACUUUGCGUGGCUGUUGUCCUAUCAGCCAUGUUUCAUGAGAGAGGAAAUGAUUGGAUUGCUGCUUUCCGUUUAUAUCGAGGACCACUGCUGAUAGUGGAAUUUCUAUUCCUGUGGGGAAUCAACGUAUACGGCUGGCGAUCAUCUGGUGUAAACCAUGUGUUGAUAUUCGAGUUGGAUCCUAGAAAUCAUUUUUCAGAGCAACACAUUAUGGAGCUAGCAUCGAUUUUCGGGGUUAUCUGGACGUUAAGCGUACUCGCCUAUCUGUAUUCCGAUUCUCUCGGUAUACCUGCCUACUUAAGCCCUUUAGCUCUCUACCUGCUGAUGGUUGCUUUUCUAUUCAAUCCCACCAAAACUUUCCGUUACGAAGCUCGGUUCUGGACAAUCAAAAUUCUUAGCCGUGUUAUUCUAGCGCCUUUUUUCUUCGUCAACUUCGCUGAUUUCUGGCUUGCUGACCAGCUUAAUAGUAUCGUUCCCGCAUUUUUGGAUACUCAGUACUUUAUAUGCUUUUAUUCAACCAUCACUAACUGGGAUCAUGCGGAAAAUCCAAACCAAUGUAUAAAUAAUUCACUGUGGAUACGACCAAUUGUGGCUAUGCUUCCGGCAUGGUUCCGAAUGGCACAAUGCUUACGUCGAUUUCGGGAUACACGCGAUGCUCAUCCGCAUUUGGCGAAUGCUGUGAAAUACUCUACUUCAUUCUUCGUUGUUGCAUUCUCCUCGUUAACCCAAGCCACCACGGAUCAGUACGAGAAAAGUACCGACAACCCUUGGUUCUAUUUGUGGAUUAUUGCAUCGAUUGUAUCAUCCUGCUACGCGUACACAUGGGAUAUUAAAAUGGACUGGGGCUUGUUUGAUUCGAAGGCUAGUGAUAAUAAAUUCUUAAGGGAUGAAGUGGUGUACGGAUCAACUUGGUUCUAUUACUUUUCUAUCGUAGAAGACCUAAUUCUUCGAUUUGGUUGGACCUUGUCAAUGAGUCUUAUAGAAAUGGGCUACAUUGAUCGUGAGAUAAUUGUGUCUAUUUUAAGCCCAUUGGAAGUGUUUAGGCGAUUCAUCUGGAACUAUUUUCGGUUAGAGAAUGAGCAUUUAAACAACUGCGGUAAUUUUCGUGCUGUAAGGGAUAUUUCUGUCGCUCCAAUGGAUUGUUCAGAUCAGACUACCAUAUUGCGCAUGAUGGAUGAGGAAGAUGGAGUACGGAACCGCCGAACCGUGAAGAAAAUAGGGGGCAAGAAAAAAUCUGAGCAAAGGCUUCUGCUAAGAGAGGCAGAAUCAACAGAAGAUUUGGAAAUGAAUCAGAACCACAGUCAUGCUCUAAACAGGAAAGUCCAGUGGGUCAUAGGUCAAUAGGCGAACCGAGAAUUGAGGCACAGUCCCGUUUCAAGCACUCUACUCGCACGCACGACAAUCCUGAUGAGUUAUAUUGUACGUCUUCAUCGAAACAGAUUUAAAUUACGAAAUUCCCAGCAAAUAAAGGAUACCAAUAGUGUAUUUUUGAAUGGUAUCUUAUCGGAGAACCGAUUCCAAUCCACCUACUCUAUGACAAAUAUAUAAUUUGUUGACUUAUUUCUUGGAAAAAUAUAAAAGUUUCGACUGAAAAA
Molecule: messenger RNA, 2416 nt
Organism: Wyeomyia smithii (pitcher-plant mosquito)
Lineage: Eukaryota; Metazoa; Arthropoda; Insecta; Diptera; Culicidae
Gene: PXo
Product: xenotropic and polytropic retrovirus receptor 1
Exons: 6
Coding region: 99-2165 (688 amino acids)
Biological process (GO): phosphate ion transport; cellular response to phosphate starvation
Cellular component (GO): plasma membrane; Golgi apparatus; cytoplasm
Molecular function (GO): inositol hexakisphosphate binding
Source: RefSeq, a predicted model, not a curated record